AGUGUAGCACAUCGCCCACGGCCAUUUGUGCUUUCGCCUCCGACGUGGCAUCAAGCUGCACCAGGUCGUGUCUUGCGGGCGGCUCGAUGCGCCGACGACGCAUUGCCACGCCCAUCCCGCCCGAGACCGCGAACGCCACCGAGAAGCACACCGCUGGAAGGCUGGCUGGAAGGCUGCGCACGAGGCGCUCACGACCGAGCAGCAAGCGCUCGCUCAGCAGCACGAGCAGCUCCAGAAGAGCGUCCACGUGCUCGCUGGCAAGCCGACGUCUUCUCUUGUGCUGCGAUGUUCAUAUCCGUAUCUUCCUUGUCGGGCAUAUUACUACUUUUUAGGAACGGAGCGACGUCCAGCAAGGGCAAUGGCGCGCCUUGGAUCGCCGUGAAAUGUCCUUUCAGCCAGGCUUCGCGGCGUUCUAGGACCACGAUAUGUUCGUGUGCAAGACCAAGCGAGACCUCCAUCGCCCGCAUCUUCUCGCCUUGCAAGGGGAGAAGACUGAUGGAGCAAGCGGCGCAUUACCAAGCUGCGCUCGAGUUCGCCAAUUGA
Saprolegnia parasitica CBS 223.65 is the source of this 543-nucleotide messenger RNA. RefSeq lists its product as hypothetical. The transcript has a single exon. NCBI's taxonomy places the organism in Eukaryota, Oomycota, Saprolegniomycetes, Saprolegniales, Saprolegniaceae. The record is from RefSeq and is a predicted model, not a curated record. The annotation marks the transcript as partial.